ACACCACCUACAGACAAACGAAUGAACCGCUUGGUUAAACAGCUGAUUUUCAACACGUGUGUUGGAAAUUUUUCGGAGUUUUACAAUAAUUAUACAUUAACAUGUUAUAGACAAUACAUAAUACUCGCGCAUAUAAGGAAGAUAGUUAAGAUCUGAAACGUAAGACAAUGGGACAAGAUAGAAAUUCCGAAACUGACUUGAUAGAAAAUAUUAAUACUAUAUGUUUUCAAACUAAAAAACAGAAAAAGCAUGAAUGCACUUAUCCUGGUUGUAAAGCAAUUUUUUAUAGACCAUCCCGAUUAGCCAGACAUGUCAGACUUCACACUGGAGAGAAAAGCCAUAAAUGUAAUUAUCCAAACUGUGAUAAAGCUUAUACAAAUUCUUCCCACUUGAAACGUCAUAUGGAGACUCAUAACACAACAAAAACUAUAUUUCAGUGUACAGAGUGUUCAUUGUUUAUUGUUCAUCGGCAUAAUUUAAAGCGCCAUUAUAGAACACAACAUGACCGUGGCAAAUUAACUUGUAAAAUAUGUAAUGAGUCUUUCACAAAAAAGUACCAGCUUGCUACACAUAUGGCAACACAUGGUUCAGUAUCAUAUAUCUGUGAGAAAUGUGGCAAAAGUUUUAUAAGUAAUCCAAAAUUAAAGAGGCACAGGGAAAUUCAUGAAAAACGAUAUCCAUGUACUGUGCCAGGGUGUAAUGAAGUUUUAGAGAAAUGGUUACUUCUUCGUGCUCAUUUAAAAACUCAGCAUGUAAAAACUCAUAAAUGUACAGAUUGUGAUAAAGUAUUUCUAUUUAAAUCUCAUUUAAAAACGCACUCCCAAGUUCAUAUGAAACACAGAUUAGUUUUAUCUUGUCCGUAUGACAAAUGUCCACGAGUUUAUUGCUUUCAAAAAAAUUUGGAUCAGCAUAUACGAGUUCACCAUUUAGAACAGAAGUACGAGUGCGACAUAUGCAAACUAAAGAUUUCAUCAAAAGCAAAAUUAAAAAAUCACAUUCAGAACUCACACGUGUUAGUAAAGCGAAUAAAAAAGACUAGAAAAUCGCAGCGUAAAAGAAAAGAUGUUGGAUUACCAAAAAGAAGUAUGGUAUCUAAAUUGACUGGAGUGAUAUUACCACCACAAGUAGAAAAGGUAAUAUUAGAACGAGAAGACGUGCGUAGCUCAGAAACAUAUGAAACUGUAUUAAACACAGACUCAGAUUUGUAAUCCACAAAUUUGUAUACAAUAAAAAAAGUUUAUAGUAACUCGUUUAUAUUUAUUCUUCCUAAUUUGCAAAUAAAUUUAUGUCUUAAAAUAUUAGAUAAAGUUAAAAACACCGCUUUUAUUUUUAUUUUGCUGCAAAUAAUGAAUUGUGACUGGCAUAUAAUUAUAGUGCAGUAACAUGGGAAUAAUUGAUUAUAUUUGAAGUACAACUUGUAAUUUUAUAUAGAUAUAAAAACAACAGAAGAAAACAUUUCAUUGUCAAAGUUAUAAAAUUAAAUAUGUUAUUACUUCAUUAGUAAAAUGUUAAUGAGUAUUCUAAGCAGUGGAUACUCAUAUUAUCCGAAUAUAGUAAGUAUCCUUAUUAAUAUUAUUUGAAGAUAUUCAAACGGUCAUUAAAUAUCUUUUUGAAUGUAAAUUACAUUUGUAUUUGAAGGAUAUUAAUAAAAUGUCUUAAUAGUUUCUGUUUAUUAACUGUGAAUUUGAGCGACCGUUUAAACUUACAUUUUUAAUCUUUUAUUACUUUCUCGUAACUUUAAAAAUUCAAACAAUAAUCCAGGUACUUGAUCAGGUAACGGAUAUUACUUGCAUUAUUUGUACUAUUCAAAUAUUAUUUUUUGUAAUAUCCGGAUAGUAUGAAUAUCUAAAUAUGAACACCCGUAUCGUUCCGCAAAAUUUGGAACACUUAUGCUUCUACCGGAAGUACUGUAUAAAUACAGAAUAUAACCAUGCAAAAUACUUUUUAAUUCCAUUGUUAUAAAUAAAGUAAGAAAAUAUUGAUCAUGGAAA
Messenger RNA from Osmia bicornis bicornis, 1991 nucleotides. RefSeq names its product zinc finger protein 883-like. The record is from RefSeq and is a predicted model, not a curated record. The coding region runs from base 168 to 1208 and encodes 346 amino acids. NCBI's taxonomy places the organism in Eukaryota, Metazoa, Arthropoda, Insecta, Hymenoptera, Megachilidae. Gene Ontology annotation, cellular component: nucleus. Gene Ontology annotation, biological process: regulation of transcription by RNA polymerase II. The transcript has 5 exons. Gene Ontology annotation, molecular function: DNA-binding transcription factor activity, RNA polymerase II-specific; RNA polymerase II transcription regulatory region sequence-specific DNA binding.